AAAAAGUAAUUGAAACCAAUCUAAAGCUCCUUUUUCAUUAGUCUAGAGGUAGAUCCGAUUAUUGCUAACUUAAGCAUCAGAGUGUCUCUCCGAUGACCCACCUCGGGGCUUUGUAGGUUUAUCUAAAAUGAAGAUGCAGACUGAAGAAGGAUCUUUGGUUUAGUGUAAUUACAUUGGCGCCAUUUGUGGGAACUCGAACUAAAAGCUAUUUUGUUGCUUUCUUAUCAUGGUCAACACUCGAUCUGUCCGAGCUGGAAAUCAAGCUCAACCUCUUGGACAAGGUCAAGGUCAAGGUCAACUCCCCAACAACCUUCCACCUCACCUACCACCUCAGAUCCCAAAUAUGUUCCCUCCUGUUGAUCAUGCAGAAGGAGGAGAUGAAAACCAACCUCACAACUCAGCUCACAACUCAACUUCCAUCGCUAAUCAAGAUGUAGUUACAACUCAACUUGCUGCUAUGCAACAAUAUUUAGAAAAAACUGGUAGUGAACAGCGAGGUGCCCCACCUCCACAUCAUAAUACUGAUUCCAUACCUCAUCCUCUGAACACCAACAUCAAAUUGGAACCUUAUCUCGUUGGCUUCAAAAUUCCUCAGCUCGAGACAUAUGAUGGGAUGAAGGAUCUCGAUGAUCACCUCCAUGCCUUUUACUCCUGUAUGCAAGCUCAGAACGCCUCUAAUGCGUUAAUGUGUAAGAUCUUUCCCUCCACUCUCUGUGUUGUCAAAAUGACAUCUUCUUUCAAUGUUGUUAUCGAACGACCCACAUUAACCGAGAUCCGAGUUGUGGUUUCUCAAUCUCACCUCUGCAUGAAAUUCCCAAGUCCCAUGGGGAUAACAACGCUACGAGAGGAUGAAACUAGGGCUACCCCAGUUGAGGAUGUAGAAAAAGUGCAAAUUGAUGAUAGAGAUCCAAAUAGGAAAACACAAAUUGGAACUCGGUUGAACCCAAAGGAAAGAGCAGAGCUAAUAGCUUUCCUCCGAGCUAACAAGGAUGUUUUCGCUUGGACUUCAACAGACAUGCCAGGGAUCCCAACCUCGGUAUCCCAACACAAACUCAACACUAAUCCAUUAAAGAAACCAAUAGCCCAGAAGCGAUGUCUCUUUGGGGGGGAGAGGCUUCAAGUUAUAAAAGAAAAGGUAGAGAAGCUCUUACAAAUUGGUUUCAUCAGAAGAGUUGAUUACUGCAAAUGGGUGGCUAACCUGAUGUUGGUCAAAAAGGCAAAUGUGCCAACGACUCCAGAAGAUGAAGAGAAAACCUCGUUCUAUGCAAGUGAUGAAAUUUACUGCUAUGUCAUGAUGCCCUUUGACUUAAAGAACGUAGGUGCUACUUACCAGAAAAUGAGAGGGAUUGAGGUUAACCCAGAAAAGAUUACAGCAAUUGCCAAGAUGGAACCGCCAAAGUCGGUGAAAGAUAUACAGAGAUUAACUGGAAAUGUGGCAACUCUUCAUAGAUUCAUAUCAAAGUCAGUAGAUAAGUGUUUGCCAUUCUUCAAGAUCAUGAGGUCAGUAGCUCAAAAGGACGGAUCUAGCAAACAAAAGAAGUUUGAAGGCAAGUUGCAUUCGAUGAGCUGAAGUCUUAUCUUAACUCACCACCCCUACUGAUUAAGGCUGUGGAUGGAGAAAUUCUCUAUUCGUACCUCGGUAUUUUAGAAUAAGCAAUUAGUUCAAUU
Molecule: messenger RNA, 1668 nt
Organism: Rubroshorea leprosula
Lineage: Eukaryota; Viridiplantae; Streptophyta; Magnoliopsida; Malvales; Dipterocarpaceae
Source: the annotation of a GenBank genome assembly